Molecule: messenger RNA, 4225 nt
Organism: Esox lucius (northern pike)
Lineage: Eukaryota; Metazoa; Chordata; Actinopteri; Esociformes; Esocidae
Gene: adamtsl5
Product: ADAMTS like 5
Exons: 13
Coding region: 1243-2904 (553 amino acids)
Biological process (GO): extracellular matrix organization
Cellular component (GO): extracellular matrix
Molecular function (GO): protein binding; metalloendopeptidase activity
Source: RefSeq, a predicted model, not a curated record
CUCAGGUGUCAGCAGUAGCUUGUAGAGAAGACAUCCACCCGCUCACGACUAUGGUCAGAAAUAUGGAACGACGACAAUUAUUUUAGACGAGUUUUUUUUUUGUGGCAAGGCUGAUCCAUAUGGAGGAACUAUAAUUAAUUGUCAAUUGCGUGGUUAACAUUAUUUAUUCGAAGAAUUCUAGCUAAAAAGGAGUGUUUGUUCUAUCUUUACAAGGCUUGGCAUUAAACAACUUUUUCGAUACGAGGGAGGGAGGGAAACGAUCAGUCGUGAACCGGUCCCUUUACGUGCUGUUUCGGUGUGGGCUAUAGAAUAGGCUACCAACUGGAUUUUUUUUUGCUGCAAACAGAUGUUUACGAACCCACACUGCUGAGCGGUGUCCUGGGCUAGUUCACAGAAACCUUUCUUUGAUUAGCAUAUUCAUUUUUAAAGCCUCACCAACGUAAAAGCUAGUGUUAACUAAUUAGGAAAAUAACAAUCACUUUUAUUGUCCACAAUAUUGGUUAUUUGUCCAGCGGAAAAUAAUAAACAGCUGCAGGUUAAAUCGCAUAGGUCUAUUCAUUUAAUUAUAAGGGCAUACGUAUAGGCUACGGCUUGAAACUCAAACCAGUGUCAGAUUGUCAUCUAAUGCUUUGCACACUGUAGACUAAUAAUGUUGCUAUCGGGUGUGGGAUCACCUGCGCUAUUGGCACCGUUCCAAGGAUAAAUCAGAGUUUUCCGAUGUUCAGCUUGGGAAUUAUAACAUAAGGGUAUUGUAAUCGAAAUGUCAAAAGAGACAUUGCACCGACAGGCUAAUUGAGACAUUGAACCUGAACGUCUUGGCUACUUGGCAGAGAGUAUGAGUUUUGCCUUGUCUUCCGAAAGAGAUUUGUCCUGGACAAAAAGAAGUGGAAUGCGCGCCUAUCAGAAGAGUAACAUGGAAUACAACUGCACAAGAUAGGCUAUAGCCUUAAGUUUGGAACUCUUUGGACAGCAGUAGGUUACUUUAGGCUACAAGUUAUCGGCCUACGAUUGAAUUAAAUAAUUCGCAGGUGAGAUGGUUACAGUAUUUCCAAAACGUGCUCACAAACCUCUCUUAAAAUAUGGAUAGUCUUGAGCUUGAAUUCUUGAACGUUCACCUGGACUGGUCUAACUCGUGGAAGCCCAUUGACUUCGAGCUGAAACUUUUUAGAUAAUGAUGGAUGUUUAAAAUUUAACCUGACAUCGAGAACAACAUUAUCUGUACACAUUUGACAAGGACCCACUAUGUCAACCUUAUUAACCAGGUUGUCUCUCUGCCAGGCCCUGACCUUCAUCUGCCUGCUGUUCUCACCUGUCUGUCUGUCUUCCCAGCCCAGCACUUCCUGGGUGUCAGCGUGGGGUCCUUCGGAGGGAAGUCCAGCACGUGCCCGGCGUCAGCUUCACUACAGGAACGAAUGGGCCUUGUGGAGCGGCUGGUCCGUGUGCUCGCGGUCAUGUGGAGGGGGGGCUUCCGUGCGCACCCGCACCUGCAUCACAAGGAACCUAGCUGGAGGGCCAUGCUCAGGAGACCCAAGACAGUACAAGAUCUGCAACACUAAGGAGUGCGCUCUUGGCUCGGAGGACUUCCGGGAGAUGCAGUGUUCUGCCUACAACGACAGACCGCUGGUAGGCGGAAAUUACUACAGAUGGACCCCCUUUCCUGGGUCUAACCCAUGUGAGUUGAGCUGUCUGGCGCUGGGCCACAAAUUCUAUUACAACUUUGGUCGCGUCCUGGAUGGCACCGCCUGUGGUACAGAACCAAGAGGUGUUUGUGUCAAUGGGAAAUGCUUGACACCCGGGUGUGACCUGAUCCUGGACUCUCAGAAAAAGGAGGAUGCCUGUAUGGUGUGUGGAGGUCAGAACACCACCUGUCUGCACCACAGGAGUGUGUACCAGAAUUCACAAGGAGCAGAGGGUAUGUUCGAGUACAAUGAAGUGGCAAUGAUCCCAGCCGGUGCUACUCACAUCCGUGUCACCGAUAACAGCAGGAACUAUCUGGCUCUCCAGAAUGGACGUUCUCAAUUUGUCAUCAAUGGGAACUUGAAGAUCAGUGUUCCUGGAGAGUACAGCAUAGCAGGUACCAAGCUCUUGUACAAACGGUCUGCAGACACCUGGGAAAGCUUUGAGGUCACUGGACCAACCAAGGAGGAUCUGCAUGUCAUGGUGUUGGCCACAGACAGAAACUCUGGGAUAGAGUAUGAGUAUUGGCUCCCACUGGAACGCUACUCCCUGUACCAUGGAAAGAGUCCGCUACGUCACAAUCAGCAUUCCUCUGGCUACCUCCCGUGGGAUCCCCCCACCACCACCACCACCACCACCACCACCAGGCCUCCCACUGUCAGCACACAGCCAUACUGGGGUGGAUGGCCUGUCAAGCCCCCUCGCAACCCAGCUUACCCACUGCCUCAUAAGCCUCAACGCCCACCUAUCCUGCCCCGCCUGGAGAGGGAUGAGACCAGAGGAAACCGACUCCCCCAGCCCCCCCGAGGAGGGCAUUGUGGGAAAUGUAGGCGUGCACGGGGUCGAGGGGAGCGCCAGAGGCAGUAUUGCAAGAAAGACUUUGUGUUUCGGGCCAAGGUCAUGGGCAAGCUGUACCGAGGCGAGGAGACGCGCUAUGAUGUCCAGAUCAUUCACACCUACCGCAACCGCUUUCGCCUGGAGCACCGCGAGUUCCUGUGGGUUCCCAACGUGUGUGACUGCCCCCCCCUGGAGGAGGGGCGCCAGUAUGUGCUGAUGGUGCGCCGCCACAUUAACUACGAGCAGACGUUGAACCGGAUACUACUGGAGGAGGACAGCUACGCCGUGCCCUAUAAACCCAGAGAGGAUGCUCUUUUGCGCCCCCUGGAGGAUCUGUGUAGUAACAGGGGGCCGAGGCAACCUGCUGAACUGAGGGGCAGCUAUUCUUAAGAGACAGACGUGUAGAUACAUGCAGGCCAGUGGGAAGUGGGGAGGACGGUGAGCCCCUCCUCAUUACCGCUUUCAUCACAUGACACUGAUGCACACAUACACUUUCACUUUGAAGACUCAUAAACACGCCUCUUGACCUGGAGCCUUUUAGCGGCCAAUCGGACAAAACCGGCACUGCAUGUGUGUGUGUGUGUGUGUGUGACAUUCCACCUGAAACACCAUAUAACCAACGCAACAACCUUCUGUCUCUGGCCCUUGAAAAGACGCAGAGAACCACUGUUAUUCCAACAUGGCGUAACUAAAAACGGAGUAGGCAAACACCAGUUGAACCCUGUGAGGCGACAAAACUCAGGAGGAUUCAGUGGUUCUUUCCCUCACUGUGGUAACAAAGCAAAACUCUCUCCAAGAGCAGUGUAGAAGCUGACCAGCUCACAAAGUAUAGCACUUUAGGUGGACAUUAUCAUCCACCUUUAAACUUCAGAUACCAAAGAGACAAAAAUAUCCACUCCAGUUGCCAAGUGUUUGUGUUUUGUGUUUCGUUUUGCUAACCAGAUGACUGACGUUUACUGUCUCGAUUACUAGUAGCAGGUCCGUCAGUAUUUGUCAAAAUAAAUGUGUGCCUUUAAUUUUGUUUUCCAUGUCUUUUUACUUCCUUCUUAUACCUAAGAUGUAUGAAAACAGCAGAUCUUUCCAUGUUUUAUUUAUGUGGUAAAAUAAUAACUAAAAAUCAUUACAUUUAUUUUUGUUUGCUUCUAAAUAUAUUGUAUUUUAUAUGAUCUAUUGAUGCAUUUCUCCGUAUUGUUGCAUGUGUUCAUUGUAACGGCUGACUUUAAUAUGCUCUUUUCCUGGUAUGGUGACAUUGUAUUCAGUGGGGAUUGGGUUGUUAUUAUUUUGUUUUAUUACACAGCUCUUGUUCUACCACAACAAUACACACCCACUAGGAAUUGUUAAACUAAACCAGUAUCAGAGCCAGUUAAUGUCAGUGUUACCAUGAAUAUGAAAGAAAUCAGGUUCCCUUUGGGAUUCAUUCAAACCUGUCAUAGCAAUGUUUACUCAGUGACUUUAUUUACAGUAUUUAUGUUGUGACCACGUACAUCCAAAAAAGCAUACUUGUACAGAGGAUUGACCUGGUGGUGGUUGUUGGUUUUUUAUACAAUACCAAAGACCAGGCUGGGAGUUCCUGGUGGUUGUUGGUUUUCUAUACAAUACCAAAGACUAGGCUGGGAGUUCCUGGUGGUGGUUGUUAGUUUUCUAUACAAUACCCAAGACCAGACUGGGAGUUCCUGGUGGUUGUUGGUUUUCUAUACAAUACCAAAGACUA